AUGGAGGGCUCGUCUGUCUUUAUUCACCAUGGACCCUAUGAAUCUAUUCCCGAAAAUGCAUCUCCAGGUUUGCAAUUCCUCAGUCGUUUCAUGCCCGCCGUUGACGAGAUCAGUCCCCAAGGGUCAGAGCACCCGAUCAAGAAGUUCUUCAACCCAAAUGCACCUAUAAUCAUCGACAACAACCCUCCGAAUCCAGCAUCUUCCGCACUUCCACUACUCGAAGUGCGAAGCCGACACCUCACGUAUUUCAGACAUGAAGUCCAUAUAGCCUGGGAUAUGGAUCUGGGUAACGCAGCCACUCAUACAGCCACGAUCGACGCCAAUCGCUCAGACCCUCGAUCCCAGAUCAAUAAAUUUGAAUCGGGAAAUCCACAUAGCUCCGGAUCUUCUCAAUCUCCCAUGAAACGCACCGUUAUGUUCGAAGCAACUUCCGAAACCAUAUUCAAAGAUGACCCAGAUGACUUCCUGAUUAAAAUCCGCGAAUUCAACAUCCUCGACCUUGAGGGUCCAAGUAAUGAUGAUCUCCAAGUAGCAGAGAUGCGAAUAUUUCUUGAUGCAAGACCUGUUCAAGCACGCGCUGCUUCAUUACAAAUGGAAUCGGCAUUUGGGGAAGCGCAACGGGAGACACAAGUGGAGUGA
Messenger RNA from Penicillium malachiteum, 639 nucleotides. RefSeq lists its product as uncharacterized. The transcript has a single exon. NCBI's taxonomy places the organism in Eukaryota, Fungi, Ascomycota, Eurotiomycetes, Eurotiales, Aspergillaceae. The record is from RefSeq and is a predicted model, not a curated record. Bases 1 to 639 code for a protein of 212 amino acids.